Molecule: messenger RNA, 432 nt
Organism: Saccostrea cuccullata (small rock oyster)
Lineage: Eukaryota; Metazoa; Mollusca; Bivalvia; Ostreida; Ostreidae
Product: tenascin-R-like
Exons: 3
Coding region: 1-432 (143 amino acids)
Source: RefSeq, a predicted model, not a curated record
AUGACAGAACUCAGACUUGACAACAUCCGUUUGUUGGUCACCAAUGGAUAUACAGUUUUACGUGUGGAAUUGGAAUACGGUACAGAAUUGGUAUAUGCUGAGUACAGUAGUUUCUACAUAGCGGCGGAGGAAGACAACUACCGAAUCCAUGUUUCAGGGUACAGUGGGACAGCUGGAGACGGAAUUUCGUGUACAAAUAUGUUCUGCAACAAUGAUGCGCAGUUUUCUACAUUUGAUAAUGAUAACGACCUUGAUUCAUCUAGAAACAGUGCGCAGGCGUGGCGAGGUGCGUGGUGGUACAACUUGGGACAUCAGUCAAACUUGAACGGCGAAUACGGUAAUAACAAUCACGGACAAGGGGUAAGCUGGUAUCCCUUCAAAGGUUGGACUGUGUCCUUAACACAAACUAAAAUGAUGCUAAGACGAGCAUAA